Messenger RNA from Spodoptera exigua (beet armyworm), 5069 nucleotides. The record is from the annotation of a GenBank genome assembly. Lineage: Eukaryota; Metazoa; Arthropoda; Insecta; Lepidoptera; Noctuidae.
CGGCGGUGCUCAUUUAAUUCAAAUAGUAAACCGUAUUGGUUGAGUUAGGUACAUAAUCAUUUUAUUUACUGCAAAUAAAAAACGUGUAAGUAUUCAAUAACUUCAUUGAUAACGUAACACGACAUUAAAGAAUGUUUUUUGAAUGAGAUCGAUGUUGUCUUUUAAUAAAUAAAUGUUUUAACCGUGAACACUCAAAUGAUAUCCAUGAAACAGUCUGGCGUGCCACUAGUGACCCGAACUUUAUCUAAAUUAUUAUAAACUUGUCUACAGUUCAUAAUAAAAUCGAACAACUAUUUUAUCAUUUAAACUGGAGAUAUCAUUUCGCGCGGUUGUUUGGCGCCUGCGCAGUUCGUACCGGUUUGACAAAUAAGCAACUAUACAUAGAUAUAAUGGGAGGUAACUAUUCAGCUAUGGACCCGAUGGAAGUACCCGUCCCCGAUAUAGCGAAAUUAUUCGAACGUGAUGGUUACUUGAAGCCGUACGAAAAGGAAAUACGUCGCAGAUAUGGAUGCUACAAAGACCUCUGGGACAGGAUAGAAUCCUGGGAAGGAGGAUUCGAUGGGUUCACAAAGGGGUACAAAUAUUUCGGGCCGCAGUUCAACUCCGAUGGCUCAGUUACUUGGCGAGAAUGGGCCCCGGGAGCUCACAGUCUACAUUUACAAGGAGAAUUUAAUGGCUGGAACUCAAAAAGUCAUCCAUUCAAGAAACUAGAGUUUGGUAAAUGGGAGCUAACGAUACCAGCCAAUCAGGACGGGUCCUGUCCCCUGAAACACGAGUCCCGUGUCCAGCUUAUAGUGAAUGAUAACUUGUACCGACUGUCUCCAUGGGCGAACUACGUCAAGCCAUUCGAAGGGUUCACAUACCAACAGUUCAUUUACAGACCAGAUCAACCGUACCAAUUCAAGCAUCCGAAAGUAGCGAAGCCUAAAUCUCCCCGCAUAUACGAGUGCCACGUGGGCAUCGCCACACCGGAGGGCAAAGUCGGCACAUACAACGAAUUUAGAGAUAAUGUUCUUCCUAGGAUUAAGAAUCAGGGUUACAAUGCAAUACAACUGAUGGCUAUAAUGGAGCACGCGUACUACGCCUCCUUUGGAUAUCAAGUCACAAGUUUCUAUGCGGCGAGCAGUCGUUAUGGAACCCCAUGUGAACUAAAGCAGCUGAUCGACAGAGCCCACGAACUAGGCCUCUACGUCCUCCUCGACGUGGUGCACUCCCACGCCUCCAAGAACACGCUCGACGGUCUCAACGAGUUUGAUGGCACAAACUCAUGCUUCUUCCAUGAUGGACCUAGAGGAACACAUCAGCUCUGGGACAGCAGGCUGUUCAACUAUUCUGAGACUGAAGUGUUGAGGUUCCUUCUCUCAAACCUGAGGUGGUAUCAAGAAGAAUACCAGUUUGAUGGAUUCAGAUUCGAUGGUGUGACGUCAAUGCUGUACCACUCGCGCGGUAUAGGCGAGGGUUUCUCCGGCCACUACGACGAGUACUACGGCCUGAAUGUGGACACAGAGGCUCUGGUCUACCUGAUGUUGGCCAACGAGAUGGUGCACAGGAUCGAUAGCAGGGCUCUCACUAUUGCUGAGGAUGUAUCAGGCAUGCCAGCAUCCUGCAGACCGGUGAACGAAGGCGGUACUGGCUUUGAUUACCGCCUGGGUAUGGCUAUACCUGACAUGUGGAUCAAACUCCUGAAGGAAGAAAAGGAUGAAGACUGGAAGAUGGGUCACAUUGUUCACACUCUUACAAACAGGAGGUGGAUGGAGGGCACCGUGGCAUAUGCUGAGAGCCACGAUCAGGCGCUGGUAGGCGACAAAACAAUAGCUUUCUGGUUAAUGGACGCGUGUAUGUACACCCACAUGUCGACACUGAGCGAGCCGAGCGCCGUCAUAGAGCGCGGCCUCGCGCUGCACUGCAUGAUACGACUCAUCACACACGCACUCGGAGGGGAGGCGUAUCUCAACUUUAUUGGUAACGAGUUCGGUCACCCCGAGUGGCUGGAUUUCCCCCGCGCGGGCAAUAACUCGUCGUACCACUACGCGCGCCGCCAGUGGAACCUCGUCGACGACCAGCUCCUCAAGUACAAGUUCCUCAACUACUUCGACAAGGAUAUGAACGACCUCGAGGAAAAAUAUGGAUGGCUCAGCACAGCACCGGCAUACGUGUCAUGUAAGCACGAAGGUGACAAGGUGAUAGCUGCGGAGCGCGCAGGCCUACUGUUCGUGUUCAACUUCCAUCCCUACCAGAGCUUCACAGACUACAGGGUCGGCGUCGACGUACCUGGCAAAUAUCAGGCUGUACUAUGCUCAGAUAGCAAGAAAUAUGGCGGCUUCGGUCGCGUAGAACCGUACGGAGACUUCCAUUUCACGCAGGAACAUCCGUGGGCAAACAGAAAUGAUUCAAUACAGAUAUACAUCCCAUGCCGCACAGCUGUAGUCUACGCCAGAGUGGAUUAGAUCCACAUACAAUGUUGAAAACUUCUUACUUUUAUAUUGAUAUAAAAGUAUUACAAUUUGAAGCCAAUGAUAAUGCUUUAAACCAGUUGAACUUUGUUUGACUCUAAAGUGUGUUAUUGAAAUUGCUAUUUUUCGAAACUUUUGAUUUGGGGAGAGGUUGAAAAAAUGCUAUUGUUAAAGUAGGUAUUAAUUCUACAUUUUUAAAAACUGUUAAUAAAAUAAAUGAUCUGUUAAUAAUUUGUUUUGUAUUAUUUAUUCUUCUGGUGGUAUUCCUAUUAACAAAUCAUUCUUAGGUGUACAUGUGGGAGGCUUCAGCUUCAUGAGUGUCACUUUGUAUCCCAUUUCCUCAGCCAAGCGAGCUCGGUCUGAAUCAAUGAUGGCCAUACAUCUGGCGCCUCUAACAGCCAAUGGAUGCUCCUUGUGCGUUUGGUCAGCUGCAUGGGCUAUACACAAGUAAUUCAAGAUGGGCACACUUGAGAAUGCUUUACUCCUUGGAUAUAUCAACCUAUUUGUAUAAUGGAGUGAUCCGUAGCAGCAAGGACUGACUACAAAUUUUGCUUUUGCCUGCACACAUUUGUCCAGAAUCAAAUCGGUAGCAAUACCACAAGCAUGUAAUCCAACUCCAAUGUCAAAUUCACCAAUAAAGAAAUCUAAGUUGCACUGGAAAAAAAAUACAUUAUUGAUUCGCAACUUUUGGAUUCUCUCCCUGGCUGUAAACAGAGAUUGCACUUUGUUCUCCAGAAAUAUUAUAGUGCAUCGUGGCAGCAGGUAUGCAAGCAGGAUUCCUAAAUGGCCACCUCCAGAGCAAAAAUCUACAAUGACAUCGCCAUCCGUAGCAAUUUUAAGCACAGCUAGAACCAAAUUUUCUAAUUGCUGUGAUUUUCUUUGGGCUCUUGUGUCAGGUAAAAAGCCUGCAUAUGGACUUGCAUGUUCAGGUAUAUCUUUCCAUUCAAAUGCAGGUUCAUAGUUAUUAUCAGAGAUGGGUAAUUCCAUUCCUUCUUUAAUGAAACUAAGAGCUGUUUCUAUGUCUUCUUCCCUAGUGUAUAUCCUCUUUCUGGGAUUAUGCCUUUUAGGAUCAGUUUUGUAAAGGCUAACAUCUUCAGAGGUGGGCAAAGAUAUAUUUUGUGAUGUAGUCUGUUUUAUAUCAAACUUAUCCAUGUAACAAACAAAUGUUUCUUGUACUUUUUGUAAGGACAUGACUUUUUUGUACCAUCUGUAUGUAGUUGGCAGGAGAGAUUCAAAGCGUUGUUCUCCUAUAGUUUGAACAAUUACAUGGUAUGUUGGCAAGAGGACAAGAUCUGCUAGUGUCAAGAAUGGACCCUCAGCAUAUUCAUGAUUUACUUGUAGGUCUUCUAUUUUUGUUGUACUUUCUAUGAGGCAUUCUCUUUUUCUGAGAGAUUUCCAUUUCCUUGAUUUAGCAGUCCUCUGUGCAGCAGAAGUACCUUCACCAGUUUCAUUGGAAUUCUGUUUAUCACUGAGAGCUUGUACCUCAGUAUUUGAUGAUUUCUCUGUAGUGAUCUGUUUAUUACUUUCAAGUAUUUCAGCACAUGUUUGUUGUUCUGCAUUUUCUGGUUGACCAGUUGUUGCUUGCUGUUCAUUAGCUUUACCAUCAUGUUUUGUAACAUCUGCCUUGUCCACCACAGUUUCCACAGAUGGUACAGCUGAUGAUACCAGCUGCUCGUCUUUGUCUGGUUUUUCAGCAGAUCCUUCUUCUCUGACAGAUUGCAGGCUACCACUACUGCUUGCGGGUGCAAUACUGCUGGUGCUUGCCUGUGAACCACCACUGCCACUAGUUCCACAAUCACCUGCUAGUUUGCCCUCUGCAUUGGCUUGCUGCUCAGCUUUCAAACUUUCUUUUUUAAUAUUUCGUGCAACUUUAUAAAUGUUAUGGACUCUGACGGGUUUCCUUAAAUGAUGUUCAAACCUUACCAAAUGUUUAGGUAAUUCUUUUAACUCCUCAGCAUUUGUUAUUUCUUGCAUAGCCUUUAUCAUAUCAAUUUCACAGAAUUUCGUCCAGAUGGAAACCUCGUUUGGUGCUUGGAGGCAACUAUGGCGGAAACCUAGUAACCCUUCUUCAUGUUCCUCGGGUAUCCUACCACAUGUUCUAAAAAAAGAAAUAUGUCUAGCUACUGCACAGAGGCCAGUCACUAUGAGGUCAUCACUCAUAAUAACUGGGUAAACGCAUAAUGCCACUGGCCAUGGUAUUUCAUAGUCAUUUAUCAUAUAAACAAGGUUCUCUUCAGCUAAAGUAACCGCUGCCUUUGCUUGUUCUGGUGUUGGCUUUACUGGAACGAAUCUUAACACAAUAAAGGUACUCGGACAAUACUUGAAGACGCAAAAUGAGAUAAAUGUCUCUAGGGGCACCUUCAUCCUAUGGGUUUCCUGAUACUCUUUAUAAAAUGUGUAUGUUUCCAGGUGCACUAUGGUAUAGGUUUUCUUCCGAAAAGUUAUUCCAACCAUGAUGAACUUAUAGCUCUAGUUGGUCGUUUAUGCAAAAUUUACGCAGUAAUUAAUCCGUUUUUCUUUCCUUCACUCAAGUCAAUCAAUAAAAUAGGUACAAUUUAUUUAUUAUUUUGUAAACCUGACACUUGUGGCAGGACGAAAAUGUAAAUACCGGUUGCC